Messenger RNA from Cryptomeria japonica (Japanese cedar), 459 nucleotides. RefSeq names its product polygalacturonase-like. The record is from RefSeq and is a predicted model, not a curated record. The transcript has 2 exons. Bases 32 to 358 code for a protein of 108 amino acids. NCBI's taxonomy places the organism in Eukaryota, Viridiplantae, Streptophyta, Pinopsida, Cupressales, Cupressaceae.
UGUAGCCAAGAGAAGAUGGUUUGUUGUAUUUAUGUGCUUUCUAAUAAUGUCACCUGCUGAAGGGAGUUUCAUGCGUGGUAUAUAUUCAAAAACUCAAUCUGCCCAAACAAUUUCAGACAGUGACAUCAAUCAACAUGUUCCAGUUGUUCAUUCAGGUCAUGGUGCUUCAAAAACAGUUGUUUAUUCGGUCCAUAAUACUGUGAGCGUCUUCAAUGUAGACAAAUAUGGAGCAGGAAUCGAUGGAAAGCAUUCUUCUGAGAGAACUGCAGCUACAAUGGAGAGGGUGCUGAAGGGUCGCAAACUUUCUGAGCCAAGUAAACCUAAGCUUGAUCGAGGACAUGGUCCUCAGCACAAUUAAACAAUAUAUUUUUAUCACUAUAUCAUAUGUUGUAUUUAGAUAGGUUAUUGAAGUACAGUAUACAAUUAUUCUGGUAGUUACAUUGUAAGAGAGCGCUGCAG